CGAACUUGGCUGUCUCUGCACGGCGACCCGCUUACAGCCUGGAAUCCCGCCUAGACCAUUCAAGCUGUGGCGUGGCGCAGGGACUGGCCAACCUGCUGCUGGCAGCAAGUCACAGCGGACCAACAGCAACAGCGCAGUAACGGGCCUGUCAAUGGACCGGCCAGCGGGGAGGGCAGGGCAAGCCUCCUGGAGGAUACGGAGCCAAAAGCUGCGCCUCUGGUGAGCUCACUUUCAAACUUGCCUUCCACCUCACAGCGACCAAAGCGUCCGUGACCGUCUGCACUAGCAAAAGCAGUUGAACAACUUCCACAUUCAUUAACAUGGACCACAUCAAGACAACGGUUGCUGCCCCUACCGCCACUGCCGCCCCCGCGGCUGCACCGGCCCCCACGCAGGAGCGUGAGCGUCCGUUCCAGUGCCCGGUGCCUUCGUGCAAUGGCCGCUUCCAGCGUAAGUUCACCCUGCGUGAGCACAUGAAGACCCACACGGGCGAGAAGCCGUACCAGUGCGCGAUCCGUUCGUGCGCCAAGCGCUUCAGCACCUCAGGCAACCUGGCGCGCCACCGCCGCCUUCAUCUGCUCAAGAAGCUCGAGUGCCCGGUGGAGGGAUGCACGCGCAUCUUCACCAAGUCGGAGAAGCUCGCUCGUCACCUGCAGAACCACCUCGGCAGCGUUGCGCACAUCUGCGUCGUUGAAGGCUGCGGCAAGACGUUCAGCACGGCCGGCAACCUUACGCGCCACCUGCGCACGCAGCACCCGCCUGGAGCUGUGGCCGCCGCUCGCGCUGCCGCACCGCCUCAGCUCCGCGCCCCGCUUGCCCGUCCGAGCCCGCUUUCCGUCGCCGAAUACGCCCCGUGGUCGAUGAGCACUGCCUCCACCGCCACCACCACCGUAAGCCCCGCCGAGCAGAGCAUCAGUGUUCCCCAGGCUGCCAACGUAUCGGACCACGAAAUUCUGGACGUCCUCCAGUGCCUCUUUGUUGACGAGAACCCCGGUGCAUCUGUCGCGCCCGUUGACCAGUCCCAGGACCAGUACCGCCUUCAGAGCGACCAGCCCGUGCUGCUGUACCUCUAAGCACAUGCAGUCGAGCUAUUAUCUCGACUGGACUUGUUAUCGUGAGUGAUAGAUACAUUAGUUUAUGAACAAGAGUGGAGCGUUGUAUAUAUAUUCCUCUUAAACUCAACUCGAUACACUUGCUUCUCUUCAAU
Phytophthora nicotianae INRA-310 is the source of this 1207-nucleotide messenger RNA. RefSeq lists its product as hypothetical. The record is from RefSeq and is a predicted model, not a curated record. Gene Ontology annotation, cellular component: nucleus. Gene Ontology annotation, biological process: regulation of transcription by RNA polymerase II. The transcript has a single exon. Bases 321 to 1073 code for a protein of 250 amino acids. Lineage: Eukaryota; Oomycota; Peronosporomycetes; Peronosporales; Peronosporaceae.